Messenger RNA from Mercenaria mercenaria, 4178 nucleotides. Its product is annotated as senecionine N-oxygenase-like. The coding region runs from base 206 to 1573 and encodes 455 amino acids. The transcript is spliced from 4 exons. Gene Ontology annotation, molecular function: NADP binding; N,N-dimethylaniline monooxygenase activity; flavin adenine dinucleotide binding. NCBI's taxonomy places the organism in Eukaryota, Metazoa, Mollusca, Bivalvia, Venerida, Veneridae. The record is from RefSeq and is a predicted model, not a curated record.
AAAAAUUCAUACUGAUACUUGUCGGUUACGAUGUUAUCAGUGAUUGAAAUAUAGGAGUAAGAAAACGCGUACACGGAAAGUUUUACUCUGAGUGAAUAGGGACUUAGUAAAUAAGCAGGCUAUCUAAAUAACAAUUACAUUUCAAAUUCAAUUUUUCUAGGUUUUUUUCUUGUAUCUCAAAAUAACUCAAUAUAACAGGUGAACUAUGUCACGUCCAAAAAUAUGCAUCAUUGGUGCCGGUCCAUCCGGAUUGUCGACACUGUUUCACUUCGCUAAAAUGGAGCAGAUGCCGGACAUUAUUUGUUACGAGAAACAAAGCACGUGGCUAGGUCUCUGGAACCUUUCAUGGAAAACAGGACUGGAUGAAAACGGAGAACCUGUUCAUACAAGUGUGUACAAGGAUUUGUGGUGUAAUGCACCGUGCGAAGCGCAUGAGUAUUAUGAUUAUACUGUUGAACAACACUUUGGUCAGAGAACUCCAUCUUUUCUUUCUCGUAUCGUUAUGAGGGAUUAUCUUGAAGGUCGUUUUACAAGAGGAGCACCUCGUGGACGCAACCUAAAAGAAUUUAUACAAUUUAAUACUGCUGUCCGUUAUGUGAAGUACAGGGACGAGAAAGAUGAAUUUACAGUUACAAUUAAUGAUUAUAACAGUGGACAGACACGGGAUGAAACGUUUUCACACGUUAUUGUAGCUAAUGGUAUUUUCAACACUCCAAAUCUCCCCGAGUUCCCUGGUAUGAACGAGUUCAAAGGUCGCAUACUGCAUUCGCACGACUUUCGUGAUGCUAGGCAAUUUAGGGGACAAAGAGUAUUGAUUGUUGGUGCGGGUUUAACUGGUGAAGAUCUUGUAUUGCAACUUCUCAAAUUUGGCGCGGAAAGGGUGAUUCUCGCCUACAGAACCAGACCGAAAGGAGAUACAUGCAAAAUGCCUGACGGCGUCGAAGAGAAACCAAUAGUAGAACGAUUUGAUCAUUAUGCAGCCCAUUUCAAAGAUGGGUCAUCCGCAGAAAUCGACGCCGUUAUUUUGACUACAGGCUACAGGAACUAUUUCCCAUUCCUGGAAGACAGAUUUAGGAUUUCAGAGGAAACGCAUCCAUAUCCAGAAGGAUUGUACAAUGCGUGUUUGUUUUACAAGGCAGGAAACAACCGACUGUUUUAUGUAGGAGUUCUAGAACCAUUCCAUACAAUUUUGUUCCUCGAUGUCAUGGCAUGCUGGACUUGCAAAUAUAUCAUGGGGCAAUUACCGGAUGAACCAAAAGAACAAAACGAAAUGGAUGCCGAUUGUCAUAGAUGGAUUGACCAGGUGAACGCAAUCGUAUCGGAGUUGGAUUUUCUUCGUUUUCAAACAGCUUUGAUAUCACAUCUAGCAGAGCUAACAGGCUAUAAUAACGAUGUAGCAAAAAGAGAAGCAGUCCUCCAGCAACUGUUAAAAGAUCGGAAAGGAAGUUUAGGCCUUGCUGGUUUCAAAGACAGGUGUUUUACUAGUAUCUACAGUGGAACGGUAGCACCCAAACAGACCCCAUUCAUGCAAAAUUUUGAUGAUAGCAUUGAAACGUUUCUUCAGUUCAAAUAAAGGGACUGAGGACUGAUGGAAGUCAUGCUAUAUGAUAAUUCUCAGUAUUAUAUUCGGAUUAUAUAACUCAUAUCAACUGUGUUUUGACACAAAUAUGAUAUCUUCUCUAGCUCAAUUUUAAUUGUCACGUAUAUGGUUUUCCUAGUUUUUAGCCUAAAUUUCAGUUACACCGUACUUUUCAGUUAUCAGUAUCUUCUUAGUAUUUGCUUCUUUUACGUGUGGUGAGUUUUGUCCACCGAACAACAUCUAAUGAUUUCCUGUAACAGAAAAAAGAUUGCAGAUUACCAUCUUUGAACUGCUUAGCUUCUCCAUUUACAACAAAAGCAAUACUGCUGCUUCUUGCACUCUAAUUGUACUUAAUAUUUUACUUCGGUUUUAAUGACCAACCUAUCUCUUUUGCGGUUGAUUAUAUGAGAUAUUGAAUCUUGCAAAAAAAUAUUGAAGUUUAGUGCAGUUUAGUCUUGAGCUUUCUCCAGAAAACUAAUUAAAAAAAAACUAUAUAAACAGAAUGUGUGUGCAGUCAUUUUCUUGUAAUAAACAAUAUCAUUAGUAAUACUACUACAACUAAUGGACUUGUACGAACUGUAACGAAGGCGACAGUGAACAGCGUACUUUGUAAAAAAUACGUGGGUUUUCUAAAAAGUUUGUAUGCACAAAUGAACAAGUAAGGCCACAUUAAUAAAUAUGAUACUUACAUCCUUUCUUGUUUCAUAUUUUCUUCUCUUUAAGGUAAUCGGAUAAGUCAUUGGAUUGGUCUUCCUUAAAAACUAUGUACAUUUUACCUGCUAGUCCGUUUGGUGUGUCUUUAGCUGGCUCUGUAUGACGAUUUUCUUGGUGAUCCCAAGGUCUUCAGAUGUUCUGAGCAAUUGGUGCAACAUUAGCUCUCGGAUCAGCAUCAUAAGAUUUUUUUCUGAUGGUUCGAUAUCUCAGCAGCGAUAUUUUCCUGAGUAUCUAUUAAUGGUGUUGUUGCACCCUUUGCAAAAGUCUUCUAAGUCUUCUAACUAAACUGGAUUUAAAAUAUUAUAGUUGCUGGCCCCUUCAGAUGAAAAAUGUAAUCAUAUCCUCAAGCCAAUUUAGGCAUAUGAUUAAUCUGUGCACAAGUCUCUGAGGCAAGGAGUCAGAGGAACACAAAUGAUUGUAUUUUAGAACGUGAAGCAUUUUCUAAAAGAGUACUGUCACUUGUCAAAACUGUGAAAAGUAAAAAAAUCACGAUUUUGCAGUGUUUCUUAUGAAAGAAUUGAUAAAACUUCACAGGUUUUCAAUAAACUUCUUAUUCUGUACCGAAUCGGGACUAAACAAACAAAGUGAUAAAAUACAACAGCAUUUUUAUUUUCAAUUAAUCAAGCUUUAUAAACAAUUAUAUCUCAUUAUUGCUUGAUGUUUAUGAAAACAAAAUAUUCAUCUAUAAAAUAAAUCAUCUGUAUUUUGAACAAUGAUAUCUGUUUAUUGCUUGAUUUUAUCAUGAAGGUCCAUAUUUUUUUUUCAUUUAUUGAAAAUGCAACUGAGCGCUUCUUUAAUUUCUAAUAAAAUCAAGCAAUAUUCAAUUUUUCUGUUUAUAUUUUGUUACUUAGAUAAAAAGAUCUCAAUUAAUUGAUAAUUGAAAACGUGCUUGUCAUUUCUCUUAUUGAGUUUUAAAUAAUUAUUUCAUUUUUCAUUAAAUAAAGGUGAGAGAUUUCUAAAAUGGUGAGAAUUUUCUUGAUACAAGAAUCAUAAUUUAAUUGGUCAGGACAUUACUCAACAAGAAUGAGCAAUUACAAUAUGUAUAUUAUCAAUUAAAAUAAUUUUGUGUAUAAUCUAAAAAAGCUGCAUUUCAAUCAGUGAAAUGUAUAGCACUUGAAAUAACCAAUUAUCUUUACAUAUCAAUUAAGUCUAUGAUCCUCUGGCAUAGACUACAUGUCAAGUCUACACAGGUUUUAUGGACCCUUAUCAGACUGGACCAGACAGGGCGGGGUCACUUAGAUAGGAGAUUUUCUUUGCCUUUAACUUUUUACUCUUUUCAUUCCAAACGAAUAUUGCCAGGUUUAUCUGUAGCAAAGCUGUUAUGGCCAAUGACCUAGAAUGGUUUUUCUUACCAAUAUUGCAUUUGCACUAAUUUUGAUUGAGAUACAAAAAGCCAUGUGCCCACUAGGGAUGAAAAUAUGCCCUGUGUAAUAAAUUGAAUAGUAAGACAAUUAAUCUUAUGUCCGCGAUUUUUCACAUAAGGUUCUUUGGAAUAUUACCUCUUUCGUCAUGAAAGAUAAAUUUGUCAUUUCAUUUCAGUUCAAAAGGACAGUUAAAAGUUACCCAACCUAAGUAUUACAUGGUAAAACUCGAUCUUUGAAAGAAAAAAAUCUUCGGAUUGUUUCUUUUUUUUACAAAUUCAACGUUGAAAUGCAUCGUUUGGAUUUUUCUAGGAAAUCAAAGACAAUGUCUUGGUUACAAUACAUGUUUUGAAAUUAUUUGUCAGCUGCAGCAGAACUUAUUGAUACCUUAACGUCAAUUGCAGACGUCAUUUGCUUUCCAGAAGAGGUGUGAUUUUUUAACAUUGUCACAUUUAUUUUCAACUAUAUGUAAUUCUAAGCCAUGAAAUUUAUAUACUUACAAAUACACUGUAUGAUAACUGCAA